CCCCGUUGAUCUUCAGCCCUAUCCUCAUCGACAAUCUCGUCAUGAAGAUCACGUCCGCCCUCGUCCCAGCCCUAUCCGGCCUCGCUGCCGCCGAGAGCACAGUGUCAUUACUCCUCUUCGCUGUCGACUACGACCAGGACCACGUCGCCUCCAUCGUGACCAGCGACGCGACCGCAACAACCUACAGCCUCACCUGCCCGACAGACGUCGAGAGCCACGACUGCGACGUCCUCAACGGCAUUACGGCCGUCGCUGAUUCCAAGGACGACUCUUAUACCUGGUGGGGGAGCGCCAGGGAUGGAUUCACCGCAACAUGGGCCUGCGGACCCUCCGGCACCGAGGAGGGCGUUUGCAAGAAAACCUCGGAGGGAACUGAUGUCGGGCUUACUGCGUACUUCACGAACUAUCUCUCUGCUACGGUGACGGGUGGCAGCGCGGCUGCUACUGCGUCUAGUCGUCAGAGUACCUCUACUGCCAGUGCGUCUGAGGGUGCUUCUGGGAGUGAGAGUGCGGCUACGUCUACGCCUACGCCUACCGGAAGUGAGGAGGAGACUCCGACUGGGGGUGUUCUGAGGGUUACGGCGGCGGCAGGCUUGAUUCUUGGAGGGGCAGCUGUUGCGGUGAUGGGGGCUGUCUUGUGAGAAAGGACUAUACGUGUGGAGCUGAAUUAGGUCUACAGGCUUACAACCAAUAAACAGGCU
This is a messenger RNA of Aspergillus versicolor CBS 583.65, 701 nucleotides long. RefSeq lists its product as uncharacterized. NCBI's taxonomy places the organism in Eukaryota, Fungi, Ascomycota, Eurotiomycetes, Eurotiales, Aspergillaceae. Bases 42 to 641 code for a protein of 199 amino acids. The transcript is spliced from 2 exons. The record is from RefSeq and is a predicted model, not a curated record.